UUACAACUGUUGAGCUUUCAAGUGUAACCCGAGCUGAGACCGGCCAACCUCAGCAGCUGCCCAUGCGGGGACGCGGCGCUGCCGUCGCCGUCUCCCCCAGCCUUCCUCGGCCGCUCGCCGGCUCGCGGACCCCCGGCACGCAGCGGGAACCCCGCACGGCGUCGGGGGGCUGCCGGAGCCUUCCGAGCAUGCAGCCCCGCCGGGGAUAAGCCGUGGCGCUCGCCAAAAGGGCCCCGCGGCGGAUCCCUCGGGCUGUUUUUUCCCUCCCUCCCUCCUCCGGCUCCCCCAUCCCUCCCUUCCGCCAGGCGUGCCGUUUCUGUUCUGCAUUUCUGGGAAACCAUGGACAAGAAGCAAGAUUCCAAGGGAUCCUUGGAGCCGCACAAACCAGUGAAAAGCAAGAAGAAGCGGGAGCUGAGGAUAACAUGUGUCCCCAUCAAGCAGCCCGUUGCCAACACAACGCCCCCGAGGAACCUGGACUCCAGGACGUUCAUCACCAUCGGAGAUAAAAACUUCGAGGUGGAAGCUGAUGACCUGGUGACGAUUUCGGAGCUGGGCCGUGGGGCUUACGGAGUGGUGGAGAAAGUCCGGCACGCGCAGAGCGGCACCAUCAUGGCCGUGAAGAGGAUUCGAGCGACUGUGAACACUCAGGAGCAGAAGAGGCUGUUGAUGGACUUGGAUAUCUCCAUGAGGACGGUCGACUGCUUCUACACCGUCACCUUCUACGGAGCCCUCUUCCGAGAGGGUGACGUGUGGAUCUGCAUGGAGCUCAUGGACACCUCCCUAGAUAAAUUCUACAAGAAAGUACUAGAGAAGAAGAAAAGCAUCCCUGAAGACAUUUUGGGGAAAAUGGCCGUGUCUAUUGUACGGGCUCUGGAGCAUCUGCACAGUAAACUGUCCGUAAUCCAUAGAGACGUGAAACCUUCCAACGUGCUCAUCAACAAGGAGGGACACGUGAAGAUGUGUGACUUCGGGAUCAGCGGCUACUUGGUGGACUCGGUCGCAAAGACCAUGGACGCCGGCUGCAAACCGUACAUGGCUCCAGAAAGAAUAAAUCCUGAGCUGAACCAGAAGGGCUACAACGUGAAGUCGGAUGUCUGGAGUCUGGGGAUCACAAUGAUCGAGCUGGCCAUUCUCCGCUUCCCCUACGAGUCCUGGGGCACCCCCUUCCAGCAGCUCAAGCAAGUGGUGGAGGAGCCGUCGCCCCAGCUGCCUGCCGACCGCUUCUCCAAGGAGUUUGUGGACUUCACGGCGCAGUGCUUAAGGAAGAACCCUGCUGAGCGAAUGAACUAUUUAGAACUUAUGGAACACCCCUUCUUCACCUUGCACGACACCAAAGAGACUGACAUGGCCUCCUUCGUGACAGAGAUCCUCGGGGAAGACUCCUAACUCAAAGCUCACGGCUUCUGCAGUCCCCUCCACCCGGCAUCCCUGCAGCACAGCCGACGAGGACUCGAGUCUAUGGUGGUUUGCACAGAUCACAUUUCCCCAACCCACGGGCGUCUCCGGGCCUGGCCGCCCUUGCAGUCUCUUUUUUCUUUGCCCCGUAACUGAAAUCCCCCAGGAGGAGCCUUCUGAAGCCGACACCUUCCCGACUAAGCCACCACAACCCAAGGCUCAGGAGCAUCCCAUGGGUGCCAGGCACGUCCCCCACGGGGAGGGGAUGGUGCCCACGGUACCCGAGUGGAGCCGGCACCGGCUGUCAUCACUCCUGGCACAGCAGGCACAGAGUUUUUACCCUUCUUCCCCUUUGCUGACUGGGGAGGGCAUAGAGAAAACAUUCUGCUGUGCUUUCCCACUCGUCUGCCCUGCCCAAAGCCCCGUCCCCAAACUGUUCCUUCUGUGCCUGGCUCUCCGCCCCAGGCUCCUGGGCAGCUUUUUAGGAGGCUCCAGAGCUCCCUGGGUACACCGCUGUUCCCACAAGAAGCCGUUUUAACGCCUGGUUUGACCCUUCAGUGCAGCACCAGACCUGGCAUCCCCUUCCCACCCCCUCACCGACUCCAUACAGCGGUCCCUUGAAGGUGGUGGGGGAAACAUUUCUGGAUGAG
Oxyura jamaicensis (ruddy duck) is the source of this 2045-nucleotide messenger RNA. It is a transcript of the gene MAP2K3, whose product is annotated as mitogen-activated protein kinase kinase 3. The record is from RefSeq and is a predicted model, not a curated record. The coding region runs from base 340 to 1386 and encodes 348 amino acids. The transcript is spliced from 13 exons. Gene Ontology annotation, biological process: MAPK cascade; protein phosphorylation. Lineage: Eukaryota; Metazoa; Chordata; Aves; Anseriformes; Anatidae. Gene Ontology annotation, molecular function: ATP binding; MAP kinase kinase activity.